UUAUGCUGUCCCCCGAACCGCUUCUGGACGAUUUGCAUCAUGGCCCCUACUGUUCACUCCCUACCUCCUCCUCCCGGCUCCGACAUCGACUUCGGAGCCGUGAUCGAGAACAUCGACCUCGAGAACUUGACCGAUGACGACUUCACCAUCAUCCACAAAGCCCUCUACGAGAACCUCGUUGUCGUCGUGAAGAAUCAACACCACCUUUCCCCCAAGGCCCAGUACGAGCUCACCCGGCGAUUCGACCCCUCCGCCUCCCAGUACGGCCACGGCAAGACCAUCGAUGGGAAGCGCAGUAUCCUGCACCCGGACCUCAAGACCGUCCCCCAUCAACCCCAGGUCCAGGUCAUCGGCCAUGGCUUCGUUGAGUCCUACGAGGGCCUGUCCAACAUCCAGCUGAAACACCCCCACCACCGCACCUUCCAUCGCGACGCCAUCCCCGACGAGGAGGACUACGACUUCACCCGUUUCUACCGGUGGCACAUCGACGCCGCGCUCUACGAUUUCUACCCCCCUCGCGUUACAACCCUGCUGGCGGUCCGUGUCCCCAAGGGCCGGAGACAGACUCUGCGGUACGAUGACGGGUCGGACGAGACGUUGGAUGUGCCUCUGGGAACCACCGCGUUCGUCAGCGGCGAGAGGAUGUUCGACAUGCUGUCGGAAGAGGACAAAGAGUUUGUCCUCAGCAGUCGCGUGGAAUAUGCGCCUCAUCCCUACAUCUGGAUGAGCCCCGCGCGCGCCCUCCCUACAGGCCUCGGCCUCUACUCCGAGAACAAGGAACUACCCCCCUCGGAACUCCCCCCAAUCGACGAGUCCAAGAUCCAGGUCCUGCCGAUGGUCUGGAAGAACCCUCUCACCGGCAAGCCCGCCCUCCAGAUCCACCCCUCGGCCGUGCGCAAGAUCCAUCUCAAGGACGGCACGGUCAUCGAUGACCUGGCUCGGGUCCGGGCCAUCGUGUACAAGCUGCAGCGCCCGGCCAUCAGCCCCCCUCAUGUGUACCCCCACGACUGGGAGGAGGGUGAUCUGGUCCUGUUCCACAACCGCGGUGUGAUCCACUCCGUGGUGGGCGCAUUUGGCAAGGAUGAGGUGCGGCUGUUCCGCCAGUGCAAUCUCGCUGCGGGCGAGGCGCCUCUGGCGUAUGAGUGAGCGUUCAGUUGGGAUGAAUGAUACCUAGACCACAUAGAUUCCCCUAGAUUCAUGAAU
Molecule: messenger RNA, 1203 nt
Organism: Aspergillus heteromorphus CBS 117.55
Lineage: Eukaryota; Fungi; Ascomycota; Eurotiomycetes; Eurotiales; Aspergillaceae
Product: TauD/TfdA family dioxygenase
Exons: 3
Coding region: 40-1146 (368 amino acids)
Molecular function (GO): oxidoreductase activity
Source: RefSeq, a predicted model, not a curated record